AUGGCUACUGCUCGUGUACCAGAGCCGGUGGCCAAUGAAUGCCUGGCGCUUAUUUUCCAAAUGCAGAUAAAAACGAGAAGCGGAAACCCGAUAUCGCAAUGUACAAGGUGGUGCGCUGCUUCUUUGUUCAUCAAGCUCGCGAGACGUCUGGAUACAAUUGAGGCUGAAUGCGCAGACAGUCCUGAAAGGAUCUUGAAUGCGUCAACCGUCCUUCAGCCCGACCGUUCAGACUUCUUGUUUCUGACAUUAGUCUUACUGUGGGUCGGAAGCAAGAUGUUUGAAAUUCAGCAAAUUUCCUUGACGGAGCUGAAGGCUUGUUCAUCCAGAAUUAUCAGCGACAAAGUUUACACUGCAAAGGACUUUGUGAAGGCUGUAAGUUACGACCGAUGCAUGCUCUCACCUGGUAUUAUAACAUUGUUUCUUAUCGCCCUAAUACUGAUUUCAGGAGAUCGAGCUGCUGGGGGUAAGGAUCUUUCAUUGCUAAUUUCUGGCAGCUUGAGCUCCCUGACGAGACAUGGCUGCAUUGAGCAGACAAUAAACUUUGAGAUUGAGACAGGAAGGUCGUGCCCUUCAGUCCUGGAGGACCUGCUGAGAGAGCUCAGGCGAGUUUCUCGUGUUGGUGACUUCAUCAAACUAAGUACAUGCUUCACUAUUUACACCUUGAUGCACUCUGAUUCCUUUUUACGUCAACAUCUUUCUAGAGCAGCCCUGCCUGCCUCCAUCAUUGUUGUUGCCUACCUUAUUUCCGUACCCAAAAAGCAAGCAUUGUUCCCGGUGCUCCAAUGGGUUUGUGCUAUGAACAAUCAGGACCAGGAUGAGAUCCAAGGCCUCACAAGACUUAUUCUGCAAGCCAUUCUUGAAUAG
Messenger RNA from Closterium sp. Yama58-4, 864 nucleotides. NCBI's taxonomy places the organism in Eukaryota, Viridiplantae, Streptophyta, Zygnematophyceae, Desmidiales, Closteriaceae. The record is from the annotation of a GenBank genome assembly.